Camellia sinensis is the source of this 1142-nucleotide messenger RNA. RefSeq names its product uric acid degradation bifunctional protein TTL. Gene Ontology annotation, molecular function: 2-oxo-4-hydroxy-4-carboxy-5-ureidoimidazoline decarboxylase activity; hydroxyisourate hydrolase activity. Gene Ontology annotation, cellular component: peroxisome. Gene Ontology annotation, biological process: purine nucleobase metabolic process; urate catabolic process. Lineage: Eukaryota; Viridiplantae; Streptophyta; Magnoliopsida; Ericales; Theaceae. The record is from RefSeq and is a predicted model, not a curated record.
UUUGGACCGAGGAGAAGGUCACAGGCUGUGUGAUUCAUUCUCUCCAGCAAAUCCUCAAAUUGGAUCACCCCCAUCAUCGUCUGAGUGAGAGAGAGAGAGAGAGAGAGAGAGAGAGAGUUGAAGAAUGGAAGCAGUAGAGGUGUUUGGGGAGAAGGAUUUCUUGGCAUGCUGUGGGAGCACUAGAUUCGCCAAAGAGAUGGCCUCUGCUGCUCCUUUCGCCUCUCUCCAGGAAGCUGUCGAUGCCGCUACAGAUAUAUGGUUCAACAAGGUUGAUAUCAAUGGCUGGCUCGAAGCAUUCGCUGCUCAUCCUCAGAUCGGUCAAUCUCCCUCUUCUCACCACAAAAGCCCCACCAGUGCACAGUGGAGCAAAGGAGAGCAAUCAACUGCUUUGGCUACUGCUACUGAUUCUACCUUGCAGGAACUAUCUGAUUGGAAUAGUCAAUAUCACGAGAAGUUUGGAUUUGUUUUUCUUAUAUGUGCCUCUGGGAGGAGUACCCCUGAAAUACUUGCUGAGCUGAAGCGACGUUACCAAAACAGGCCUCUAGCUGAGUUUGAGAUUGCAGCCGGGGAGCAAAUGAAAAUAAUUGAACUACGUCUUGCCAAGCUUUUUUCGACUAAAGCAGAGGGUGCUUCAACAACUAAUGCUCAAGAUAUUGCAACAAAAGCUGGAGAAGAUCGUGUGAGCAUCAUUGGAGCACAUCUGACCACUUCAUCUGAGGCUCCUGUGGCAAAACCAGCGGGAAUUCCAGUUAGGACUCGCCCGCCUAUCACAACUCAUGUCUUGGAUGUUGCUCGUGGAUCUCCUGCGUCUGGUAUUGAUGUACGAUUAGAGAUGUGGAGAGGCAAUCAAGCCUGCCCAACAUUUGGUGAGAAUGAAACAGGCAAUUGGGUGUUUCAAGGGUCUUCAACCACCGACAAAGACGGACGAAGCGGUCAGCUGAUGAGUAUAGUUGAUGCUUUGAAUCCAGGGACAUACCGGAUAAGUUUCAAUACGGGAAAAUAUUCACCAGGUGGUUUCUUUCCUUUUGUCUCUAUUGUGUUUGAAGUUAGGGAGUCGCAAAAGUGGGAACAUUUUCAUGUUCCUUUGUUGUUUUCACCGUUCUCUUUCACCACUUACCGUGGAAGCUAGAAUUUGUGUCUAG